Molecule: messenger RNA, 763 nt
Organism: Ilyonectria robusta
Lineage: Eukaryota; Fungi; Ascomycota; Sordariomycetes; Hypocreales; Nectriaceae
Exons: 2
Source: RefSeq, a predicted model, not a curated record
UUUGAAUCCACUCGGGGAUCUACCCCCAGCUACUCCGUUACGGAGUCAGAAAUCGGUUGCUUUACGCCUGCGUGGGAGCAAUCCAUCCCUAGAUCCGACAAUUACUCGAAAGGGUCAGCAUUUUGCGAAAACUGCCAUGGGAUGGGAUGGGCCCCGCGGGGCUUUGUUUUAAAUGACUCUUCACUGUCGCCUUUCCAGAGCACAAUCUUUUUCUCUCCAGAAUCUGACUGCAUCUCAUCACCCAUUAUGAAAGAGAUAAAUAUCGACAAGAGCUGCUGCGACAGCUGUAGUGUUACAAGUGUGAAGCGACAAAAGGUAUGGUCAAGUGUAAAAGAAGGAAAAAGCGCGUCCUUUCAAUUUCUCGGGCAGACUAGACGCCUUAAGUAGGGCCAUAAUGAGCUAGCUACUGGCCCCCACUGUAUUAAAACUCCAGAUGGACCGUUGGCUCCAUCACAAUAGAGCAGAAAGAGGAUUGGAGAUAGAGGGGCAGUCCGCACCUAAUAGGGCCGGCUUCUGUUAUCGUAUCGUCUAGCCGGAUGCUAGCUGACCUGCCUUCCGUAAAGGCACCGACAAUCCGGACUAGCUGUCGCGACCAGCCUUGCUGGAUCAUCCGUAGCAUCAACCUUCGUCGGAGGGUGGCAUCAUAGGCGCCUUUUACAUCUAAAGUCGCUAUUGCUGCUGUACGCCCGUUCUCCAGGGCAUGUUCAAUCUCGUGUAUAACACAGGCUUAUACAGGGUCCUUAGCGCUCAGCAAAUUGGAGCC